This is a messenger RNA of Harmonia axyridis, 1038 nucleotides long. RefSeq names its product alpha- and gamma-adaptin-binding protein p34-like. The record is from RefSeq and is a predicted model, not a curated record. Bases 132 to 899 code for a protein of 255 amino acids. Lineage: Eukaryota; Metazoa; Arthropoda; Insecta; Coleoptera; Coccinellidae. The transcript has a single exon.
UUCUUUGGUUCAAUCCAAUGGAAUGUGUCAGAAAUUAUAACCUACAAUUUUUCGACCCAAAACUAUCAAUAAUGAAAAAAGUAUAAAAUUAGUUCUUGAAAUUAGUAUAAUUAUUCUUACAAAAUCUCAUAAUGGAAACAAAACCAUGUGCAUUGGUUUUGAGCAAUACAAAUAUAAAACCCCAAUCUCUCAUCAAAUUGAUAUCUAAAUCAGAUUCUGUAGAUGAAGAUAAAUCAGGAACAGUAAAAUGUAAUUGGCUUAUAGAUUCCAAAUACUACACAGCAGAAAUUUGUCUAAUGGGAAUAAAGGAAGAUUUUCAAAGGUCUGAGGAUUUCAACAAUAGAGUGGAAGCUUUGAUUCUUCAUGUUGAUACUAAUAAACUCAGCGGUCUCAAAGAAUUAGAUCGCUGGGACAAAAUUGAUCAAGAUUGCGAUCCCGAUAUAAAACUAUUAGUAGCCAAUUAUUGCAAUAAUGAUACGAAAGUUACCAAAGCGAAAGCUACAGAAUGGUGUCUCAAAAAAGGUUAUGAACUUAUUGAAUUGUAUCCUACCUCAAAUGAGGAAGACAACACAGCAUCAGACUUUGAUGAAAAAGUAGGUGCUGAAAGAAUUAUAGAAGCUUUGCAGUCACACAUGUGGUCUAAUUUGGUAUUAAAAUCACAAACUAAAAAAGAAACUUCACAUAAAUCAGGUAUCGACAGUUCUAAUAGCAAAGACAUAAUAGAUGAAGAUUUAGAUGAUAACUUGGAAGAAUUCACAGAGCUGUUUUCCCAAUUGCACUCUAUUAGGGAAAGCUUGAAUUGCUUACAGCCCAGAGAUAGAAAGAAAUGUGCAGAGCACAUGGUAACUGCUUUUUGGAAAGCUAUUGGCGGAGAUGAAGAAGAACUGUCUGAUACAUAACAGUAAAUUUUAUUAUUUAUGUAAUCAGUAUUAUAGUGAGAUAAAAUAUGAAUUUUUUUUAUGAUAUAAUUAUUAUCUAGUCGAACAAGUUGAAAACUGUGUCGAAACUAAUUUGAAAUUAAAUUGAAGUUAUGUACGA